AUGCCCGACGAAAAGAAACUCCCUUGGGGAAUAAACUCAACGAAACCUGGUUCAGCAAAGACCCUUACAAAAACAAAGCUGCAGGCUUUUAGCAUUGGAACGCAUAAAAAAACACCUUUCCAAAAACAUAAAGAAGAGUUAGAAUUAAAGAAGAAGCAAGAAUCGGAAGAAGCGGCAAAAGUAUACGCUGAAUUUGUAGCAUCGUUCGAAAAGGAAGAAGGGACAGGGAAAGCAUUCGUCAAAGGCGAAACAAUUGUGCCUAAACUUUUAUUCGACCACGAUGCAAUAAACAUCAAAAAAGAAACCACACAACCUGCUGCACCGCCUAAAAUUUAUAAACCCCAGCCAUUCAUACCCGCAUCCAAGCAAACCCAACCAGAACCAAAGGCUAGCAGCACAGAUGAAAAUAUAGAUGAGGAUGAAGAUAAGAGAGAGGAAAAAUCAAGGGGGAAGCGUAAUCUUGAUGCAUUUUUAGAGGAAAUUAAACGUGAACAAGAAGAAAGAGAGGAUCGUCUUAGGCAAAAACACGCAAAGCUGGCCGGUGCUGGGGUAUUGUCAGAUCAUGUGUCUAAACCGCCUUCGACAUUGUGGAUCGAUCUAGAUAUUGGUGGAAAUGACGAAUUUUUACCUACUUCUCUCACUGUUAAAGCAGCUUUCGAGGAUCGACCUGGUUCUCAUGACACUGGCGAUCCUAAUACGACCAAUCUUUAUGUUGGGAAUAUAAGCCCUGAAGUAAAUGAGGAAAUGCUUUGUAAAGAGUUUGCCAAGUAUGGUCCUAUCGCCAGCGUUAAAAUAAUGUGGCCACGUACGCAAGAGGAAAAGGACCGGAAUCGUAAUUGCGGAUUCGUUAGUUUUAUGGAUCGAGAAUGUGCAGCGCUGGCCUUAAAAAAUAUGGAUGGAAAGGAGCUGCUUGGUUAUGUUAUGCGAGUUGGCUGGGGUAAAGCCGUACCAAUUCCACCUCAGCCUAUAUAUGUUCUAAAAGAGGGCGGCAGACCACCUCCAAGUGGACUUCCUUUCAAUGCACAGAUGGCUAAACAUAGGUUGGAAGUAAUGUUGCGAAAACUGACCUUCGAACGAGGUGUAAUUGCAAAGGCAAUGUCUUUUGCUAUCGAUCACUCCGAUGCUGCAGAUGAGAUAGUAGAUAUAAUUUGCAAGGCACUCGCAAUCAAGGAAACUCCCAUAGCAACUAAAGUUGCCAGAUUAUAUUUGGUUUCCGAUAUUCUGCACAAUAGUAGUGUUUCCAUUCCCAAUGCAUGGAAAUUCAGAACCGGAUUUGAGGGUAGGUUGCCGGAAAUAUUUGAACAUUUAAACGAGGUGUAUAGGUCCAUCACAGCGAGAUUGAAAGCAGAGACAUUUAGGCCGUAUAUUGAAUCUUUAACAAACACUUUCAUGAAGCUCACAAAAGAAGGAGAUAGUACUCUUAAUUCAAUAUCACAAUCGUCUAGUAAUGAUAGCAAUAAUGGUUUGGAUGGUACCACAACAAAGUCGGAACUUGAAAAUGAAUCACCAAUACAAUUUCAGGCUGGUGGAUUAUUGGGAGUCAAAACGAAGUGGGAUGAAGAGGGCGAGGAUGAAAAUAACAAUCAAAAAAAUAUUUCGAAGGAUAAUUCACCAUCACCGGCAAAACGUGCACGAUUCGCUGUAGAUUAUGAGAUGGAGCAAGAAAUGAACAUAACAGGAAUUGAAAAAUUCGGGCAUGGUUAUGACGAGAUUAGAAAGUCUAAGGCCGAAAGUGAUGUCGAUGAUAUCUUUGCUUAG
This is a messenger RNA of Acaulospora colombiana, 1758 nucleotides long. The record is from the annotation of a GenBank genome assembly. Lineage: Eukaryota; Fungi; Glomeromycota; Glomeromycetes; Diversisporales; Acaulosporaceae.